UUGUGUUAUGCUCGUUCUUCUUGUGGUGGGGUAUAUAGAUAUCUUUCUAAUUGAACGGCACUUGCAUCACGUCAGCCAGUAUUAUCUUUGGUUAGAGGUCCGAUAACAUGUAGCUACUACAAUUGGAACUGCCAGAAUACUAUUGCUGUUGCAUUCAAUAAACAUUGUUUAAGAAUAUUGAUCGACUGCUAUAGAACCAUGGAAUCUUUCGAAAUAUUGUGCGGCAUUGCUGCUGUACUUGUCAGUGUGUAUUAUUAUUUUACGUUCAACUUUAAUUUUUGGAAGUCGCGUGGCAUUUGUGGCCCGAAACCGAUACCAGGGUUCGGUAAUUUUAAAGACGUUAUGCUUAUGAAGAAAUCCACACCUGAUUAUUUGAUGGAAAUAUACAACAACUACAAAGAUGAGUUCAUGGUUGGAAUAUUCAUUAACAGGACACCCGUUCUUAUUGUAAAAGAUCCGGAUUUAAUUAAGGAUAUUCUUAUCAAAGAUUUUACCACAUUUGCCGAUAGAGGAUUUCCACUUCAUGAAAAGUUAGAUCCACUAUCGCAACAUCUUUUCGCUUUGGAGCCUAAAAGAUGGCGACCUUUAAGGACAAGGCUGUCGCCCGUUUUUACGUCCGGUAAAUUAAAGGAGAUGUUUUCUUUAAUAUCACAGUGCUCCGAUCGACUUGAACAAUACAUAGAAACAUUAGCAAGCAAAAACGAGCCUAUAGAAUGUCGCGAAUUGACGGCCAAGUAUACGACCGAUGUAAUAGGUACUUGCGCCUUCGGCAUUGAGAUGAAUGCUAUGUCAGACGAAGACAGCGAAUUCCGCAAGAUGGGAAGAUUGGUCUUUGUGCCAACUUGGGAGAAUAUUCUACGGGCGAAAUUCAAACAAUUUCUGCCAUGGCUUUGCGAUAUUCUCAGUUACAUCCUACCAAAAACAGAGGUCAACAAAUUUUUUACACGCAUUGUCAUAGAGACCAUGACCUAUAGAGAUGCGAAUAAUAUUGUUAGGCACGAUUUCAUUGAUAUAUUGCGCGAAUUAAAAAAACAUCCAGAUAAAGUGAAUAAUAUCGAUUUGACCGAAAGCUUGAUAGCUGCUCAAGCAUUCAUAUUUUUCGUUGCCGGCUUUGAAACUUCAUCGACGACCAUGAGUAACGCUCUUUACGAGUUGGCAUUAAAUCAGAAAAUACAAGACAAGCUACGUGAGGAAAUUAAUGAAGAAUAUAUCAGACAUAAUGACAAUUUUACGUAUGAGAACAUUAAAAAAAUGAAUUAUUUGGAUAAAAUUUUUAAAGAAACUUUACGAAAAUACCCGCCGGUACCACAGCUUACAAGAAAAACGACGUCGAAUUAUACUUUUGGUGGUAUCAAAGUUAAUAUACCAAAAGAUCAGGACAUAUGGAUUCCCAUUUACUCGAUUCAACGAGAUCCUGAUAUUUAUCCGAAGCCAGAUGUGUUUGAUCCAGAAAGAUUUAAUGACGAAGUUGUGCAAACCAGGCACCCGAUGUUUUAUCUCCCUUUCGAUGACGGACCAAGGAAUUGUAUUGGUGCCCGCUUCGCUGUUCAUCAGACAAAGAUUGGGCUUAUAAAGAUAUUACGAAACUAUAAAGUCGAAACUUGCGAAAAAACGCCAAUACCAUACGUAAACGAUGCUAGGACGUUUAUAUUAACACCAUUAGGUGGAAUAUAUUUGAAAAUGAUUAAAAUCCAUCAAUCUUAGUUUACGCUCAGUCUUUUCUCUCAAAAAACGUGCGUCAAAAAAGUGAAGAAAAUAUUCAUAAAAGAGAAUAAUAAUUGCCGAAAGCUUGAUAGCUGCUCACGCAUUCAUAUUUUUCGUUGCCGGCUUUGAAACUUCAUCGACGACCAUGAGUAACGCUCUUUACGAGUUGGCAUUAAAUUAGAAACUACUUUAAUUGAAUUAUUAUUAUUUUAUUAAUAUCUAUAGUAGUAAUAUUAUUUCGUGACUAUAUUAAUUUAUUAAUAAUUCGGAUUAAUUAUCUUAAAUUUAUAUUCUUACAUGUAUGAUAGAAAGAUAGCUAUAUUUUUUCUUCUGCUGAGUUAAUGAGAACGUGUAAAAAUAGAGAAUAAGCAACAUAUAAAGUGUUUAUAAAUUUUCGAUAUUUUUAACAUUGUUAAAUAAUAUACAUAAACAUUAUUUUUGUAUAUCC
Messenger RNA from Formica exsecta, 2152 nucleotides. Its product is annotated as probable cytochrome P450 6a13. The coding region runs from base 199 to 1704 and encodes 501 amino acids. Gene Ontology annotation, molecular function: heme binding; iron ion binding; monooxygenase activity. The record is from RefSeq and is a predicted model, not a curated record. The transcript is spliced from 6 exons. Lineage: Eukaryota; Metazoa; Arthropoda; Insecta; Hymenoptera; Formicidae.